AUGGAGCAUCGAAGAUGUGUAGUAUCAAAGACUGCUACAAAUGAUGAUAGUGAAUCCGAGAUAAAAUCUUCAACAGAUGUUUUUCCAUCAGUAAUAGAAAGAAUAAUGGGAAGCAGUCCUAAGCAUAAAGUAAAUAUAGUAAAAUUUUUUAACAAAGUUUCCGUGUGCGUCCUUGCACUAUGUAUCCUGAAUUGCCCUAGUAAU
Molecule: messenger RNA, 204 nt
Organism: Plasmodium cynomolgi strain B
Lineage: Eukaryota; Apicomplexa; Aconoidasida; Haemosporida; Plasmodiidae
Exons: 1
Source: RefSeq, a predicted model, not a curated record